Messenger RNA from Cyclocybe aegerita, 1764 nucleotides. The record is from the annotation of a GenBank genome assembly. NCBI's taxonomy places the organism in Eukaryota, Fungi, Basidiomycota, Agaricomycetes, Agaricales, Hemipholiotaceae.
AUGAGAAUGGUGACUGGUGUUGGGUUAGUCCCUUAUCAUGAGAGGAGCGUGGAUGGCUGGAGGAUUGAGAUCAUACCGCUUGAACCUGAACAGAGCUCAUACCUGCGUAGGGAAGCCUCCCAGUGUCAUCGUUCAUUUUCUUUAUCCCUCAAGAGAGGGAAUCUACUCGACUUUCUGACCUUGUUUUUCCAGCGAAGCCUUGGUUACAAGCAACAAUUGCAUCGAACAUGGAACAUAGUAGAGAGUUUUGCGGCAAGCUUCUGCGCGCUCAAUUUUAUUGGGGGUGUUAGAUCUGCAAUGUUCCUUGGACUUUGGGCCGGCGGCCCCGCUGCUAUCUGGCAAGUCAUGAAUUACAUAGCACAGCUGAUUCCAACCAUCCUUGUUAGGUCGUCAUAUCUUAUUACCAUUUUCUUCAUGAUGAUCACAGCUGCCGUCCUUGCCGAAAUCUGCUCUGCCCUCCCGCUCAGUGGCUCGAUCUAUAUCUGGGCAGCAGAGAGCGCUGGACCGAAAUACGCUCGAUUCUUUGGUUUCAUCGUCGCCUGGUGGUCGUGCACAGCCUGGAUGACAUUUACUGCUGGGAAUUGUCAAACUACUGCCAACUACAUCGUUUCGCAGCUUGCCGUCUGGGAGAUCGACUUUCCGGGUGGGAUUACGAAUGAUAAUGUCAAGUGGCGUGCGUUCAUAUGGGUGAUCUCGGAGGCGUUGCUCCUCCUCGCUGUCGCGAUCAACUAUCUUCCCCCUCGCCUCUAUUCGAUGAUCUUUCGGUUCUCCAUCGGUCUCAUGAUGUUGGACUUCUUCCUUUGCGUUAUCUGGCUGCCCAUUGGCGUCUCAAACACGUAUGGCUUCCGGUCUGCAAAAGAUGUUUUUACAAUGACAUACAAUGGGACGGGGGCUCCAGCCGGAUGGAAUUGGAUUCUAUCUUUUCUCUUCACAGCCGGCACCAUGACAGGCUUUGAUGCAUCUGGACACAUCGCCGAGGAAACAAAAAACGCUCGCGUCGUCGCUGGCAAAGGCAUUCUAUCUAGUGCUCUUGCGACCGGGGUUUUGGGUUUCGUGACUGCCAUCCUUUUCCUAUUUUGCACGCCCGACUUGGAUACUUUAUUCGCCCUGCAAGCUCCUCAGCCGUUCGUUCUGCUUUACGCUCUUGCCCUCGGCAAGAAAGGAAGCAUAUUCAUGACCAUCAUCGCAGUCCUUGGACUCAUCAUCAACACAAGUAUAGCCAUCGUAGCCGCUUCUAGACUCGUCUUCGCGGUCGCGCGCGACGGCGUGUUGCCCAUGUCUAAAUGGAUCGGGCAAGUUGAUGAAGCUGGCCAGCCUAAGCACGCCGUCACCGUCAUCUAUAUAUUCGGAGCCGUGUUACUCUGCACCAUCCUUCCAAGUCAAGUUGCCUUUACUUCUCUUGUAUCCGCUGGAGGCGUUCCGACCAUUGCGGCGUACGGACUUAUUGCUCUGCUUCGUUUCACGAUGACGCCGGACAACUUCAAGUCAUCUCAUUUUUAUCUCGGCCGUUUCCGGAAGUUUUUCUAUCUCGUGGCGAUCCUCUUCAAUGCUCUCAUUGUUGCGGUCAUGCUCUCCCCUUUCUUCUUCCCGGUAACGGCAGAAAACUUUAACUUCGCCUGUGUCAUCUUCGGGUCCAUCACAUUGUUCGGGAUCCUGAGUUGGUACUUUACACCUUCCGAAAAAUGGCUGCGUCGCGAGCACGUCCUGAAAGCCCUCCGCGCCGCUGACGAGCCAACUUCCGGCCCCAGUGAGCAUCUUGAUUGA